Messenger RNA from Moneuplotes crassus, 892 nucleotides. NCBI's taxonomy places the organism in Eukaryota, Ciliophora, Spirotrichea, Euplotida, Euplotidae. The record is from the annotation of a GenBank genome assembly.
AAAUCAGAUAGAUGAUGGAACUUCAUGAUAAUAUUAGUAUGGGUAAGAACAUUCGAGAGUCUGUCCUGACCAAGCUCUCUCAGAGACAUGUUACCAUCGAUAGUGCUUCUAUUAUAAAGAACACAUUUUCUGAUGUGAACUUGUCGAAACUAGAUUUCGAGGAUGUUCAUGAGACUUACAAGCCAAUGUUCCACACUGAGGAUUACUCAAAGAACAGAACUAGCGUUGCGAUUGGCUCUUCAAAGCCAAUCGAGAGCAAAUUUGACACUAUUCUACAAGUCUUGAAGAAAUAAAAAGGAAGGUACGAAUGAAAAGGCUUCCUUUAAAACGAAGUUUCGUAGCAGACAUGAUAGCAUCAAUAACUCUAUUAUUAACAUCGGCGUUAAUGUCACAACUGGCACACAUGAUGAAUACGAGGAUAGUCGUGCUACCCUUCCUGAGAUCAGGAGGUUACUUCCUAAGGACUGUGAAAAGAUCAAUGAGUCUUGGGUCUAUGGGGAUCGAGCGAAUCUUCCUACCCAUGAUCUUAAUCGGAGUCUAAAUAGCUACCUUAAUAAAGGUGCAAGUAACUCUAUUUUACCACAUUCAAAGAGACUUCCGAUAUUUAAUAACCAUACGAUAGGAUUGCACCAGAAGUCCUUUAGUCAUAAUCCGUCCCGGGAGACGUUAAAGUUUCAAAAAUAAGUCCCUAAAGCGAAGGAAAUCAAAUAUCUUCUUUGAGGAUUCCUCCGGAGGAAAGUUCUGAAAACUCAAGUCACUAGACACAAGUCCUUUGAUAAAAAUAAAUAAUAUGAAGCGAGUAAAGAAGAAAGGACUUAUUCCGAAAUUCAGGCUCAAGAAGCCACUCCGAUAUCAUGCUGUGAGAGUGAAGAAGCAGGAGAGAUAUAAAUAG